Nematocida parisii ERTm1 is the source of this 1328-nucleotide messenger RNA. RefSeq names its product phosphoglycerate kinase. Gene Ontology annotation, cellular component: cytosol. Lineage: Eukaryota; Fungi; Microsporidia. The transcript has a single exon. Gene Ontology annotation, molecular function: ADP binding; phosphoglycerate kinase activity; ATP binding. Gene Ontology annotation, biological process: glycolytic process; gluconeogenesis. Bases 1 to 1302 code for a protein of 433 amino acids. The record is from RefSeq and is a predicted model, not a curated record.
AUGAAAGCGUGGACACAUGAAGUAUAUGCAGGGAAAAAAACCCUGGGAGAUGUUGAUAUGGCUGGAAAAAGAGUUUUUUUACGUGUAGAUUAUAAUGUGCCGAUGAAGGAUGGGGCUGUUCUUGAUAAAACCAAGAUCCAGAGAAGCAUUGGAACAAUUGAGUAUUUGCUACGGAAGAAGGUACAAAGUAUAAUAAUUGCAUCGCACUUGGGGAGACCAGAGUCUGAGGAAGACCCAAACAACCCGAAAGACAAAACAAUGCUUCCUAUUUUAUGUGCAUUGAACGAGUGUCUUAAAGAUGCAGAGGUAAAGAUUCAGUUUGAAUUUGAGUAUGUCUCUAGGGAGAAGGUGCGAAGCCCUUGGGUUCUUCUGCAAAACAUGCGUACGCUUGCUGUUGAGAAGGACUCUUCUGAUGUGGAGAGCCGGGAGCUAUUCGAUGAGUUUAUUAAGAAUAAUUGCGAUAUAAUGGUGAAUGACGCAUUUGCAGUUCUUCAUCGAGCGGACUAUUCUGUUACACAGGUUAAGCUAGAGAAGGUAGCCGGGCUUUUGCUAGACUCGGAAAUGCAGGGAGUAAGCAUGCUGUUGAGGAAUACUCGGCCAACCCAGGACCACUCGCCAUUCUCAAGUGUUUCCAACAGAGAGGUAGAGAAAUUCUUGCGAGUGGGCAGAAAUCCAAAGAACUUCCACAUAAAUGAGAAAAAGCCAAUAGAUCUGUUAAUCAUCGGAGGGUGCAAGCUAGAGGAUAAAAUCAAAAUGGUAAAAAAUCUAUCCAAAAUAACAUCAAAUAUCUUUCUUGGCGGACUGCUAGCAGUACCUUUUCUAGAGCACCCAGCAUCUUCCAUGGUGGAGGACUUAGUAGAAAGUGCUAUUUUUGAGCAAAUUUCUCUUUUCUAUCCGCUUGAUUACAUACUGGAGGACCUCUCCAUAGUUUCUUAUAAAGAAGCCAGAAAGCACGUAUCCAGUAUAAAGGACAUUGGGCCAAUGACGGAAAACAUGCUAAAUGAUCUUCUUGCACAAACCAGGUCGCUUUUCUGGAAUGGAACACUUGGACAGGCAGAAAUAAAAGAGUAUGCGCACGGAACAGAAACUGCGCUAGAGUCAGUGAGGGCUAGGAGGCAGGCUCUUCACAAGCAAGGCGAACAAUCACUUCUAUGUGCAGGAGGAGGAGAUACCUGCGGAUACAUAAAUACGGCUGGAUAUGCUGAUGCAUUUGAUCUUAUACUAACGGGAGGCGGCGCCACUCUUGCAGCGCUCCAAGGAGAUAUCCUACAUGGAAUAUAUGCUCUGUCAGAAAGGGAUUAGUAAAUCAUUCUUAAGCCAUGUAACAC